Molecule: messenger RNA, 3291 nt
Organism: Girardinichthys multiradiatus
Lineage: Eukaryota; Metazoa; Chordata; Actinopteri; Cyprinodontiformes; Goodeidae
Exons: 29
Coding region: 150-3173 (1007 amino acids)
Biological process (GO): signal transduction
Cellular component (GO): cell surface
Source: RefSeq, a predicted model, not a curated record
ACAUGUUUAUUCCUCUCCAGUAGCCUGAGUGUGGUUGGUCUCUCACGUCUCAUCUGUUGGCUGCCUCUCAGAAAUGCGGUGUGUGUGCUUGUGAGUGUCAGAGCUCAGAUAUCCGUGCCACUGAGGAGCAAAGAAGUGGCGCACCAAACAUGAAAGACAGGAGAGAAACUUUUCCCGAGUGGAAAACCUUGCUGGUGGGUAUGUGUGUACUGCUGCUGCUUCUUCUGGGCUGCACAGGUUUAGUUCUCCUGUGGGUUCAGCACAAGGACCUGGCACAGGAGUUGGUCAGGCUGGAGUCCCAGAUGCAGGAGUUGGCACGGUGUUGCAGGCUGCGAGAAGGACUGCUGCCAGAUGAACUUGGAGACGCUGGAGAUUUGAAGAAGCUCCGGCGCAGCAGACGGAACCAGGAAGGACACUGGACUCAGACACAAGACCAGGACAAGCUGAGGCUGAUGACAUACUCUGUGGUUCCUAUCAAAGCCUACCUAGAUCUGUGCAACAGCUCCAGAGGAGUUUGUUUAAUAGGUCCAACUGGCCCCCCAGGUGUGCCUGGCAGGCCUGGCCCUCCAGGACCACCGGGUGCACCGGGCCCUGAAGGCAGACGAGGACGAAAAGGUCCUCCUGGUCCUCCCUGUCCUGCCUGUUGUCCCACUGAAGCAAGAAAGAAGAACCUCAGAGACCAGAGUUUUCAGAAAAAAAAUUUAAAGGACCAAGUAACAGCGCAUCCAGGCAAUGACACCAGAGAUGCUCUGCAUGUUACGGGACCUGUGAAACUUCAGGACACAAAACAUGAAUCCGUAUCUUUUCAUCCAGAGGUCAGCUAUAUUUUAUUGAACGAUACCAGGACCGAAAAUGUCAUACCGACACCAGUUACGCUGUCGCCAGUGUCUCCUGCUGUCGGCUCUGGUGGAAAUGGCUAUGCUUUAACUGGCAGCUCAGAUGUCACUGACAGUACAGCAGCAAGUGAGUUAGUAUCACCUCGUCCAGACAAUUCCCCUGCAUACUGGGUGGAAACCAGUUUGGAAACUACAACAGACACAUUCACAAAUGUGUUACCAACACCAAGGACCAACCAUGAUGACAGAGAUGCCUUGAACACUACUGAAUUUGAGAAAUUUCACCAUACACACUUUAAAUAUGAAACACCCAAACCAAAUUCAACUGAGAACUCCAUCAAAAUCCUGAAUGGCACAAACUUUGAGGAACAUCUAGACAAAAAACCUGACCCUGAGUCACUGCUGAUUUUUAAAAAUGACAGCCAUGCCUCUUCGAAGGACUGGGAGCCUGGAAAUAUUACAGAGGGUGUUAAAUUCAUGGAUGAUGACGUUGGUGUGAAUAUAAACAAGGACACCUUUAAUGCCAGCAGAGGUUUCUCUGAAACAAGCUCCGAAAGUGAACCACCAACACUACAUUCAGAUAAUAUCACCAGAGAGUCAUUUAAUGGACACCCUGGUACCCUUGGUACGAACCAAAACAGGGAUGCCUUCAAUGACAGCAGAGUCAACACUGAAACAAGCUUUAAAAUUGAACAACCAACGCAAGAUUCAGCUAAUAUCACUAGAGAUGAUUUUAAUGCUUCUGAAUAUUACAAUCAGCUAAAUAAAAAAGCUGAACCUGGACCAGAACCAUUUCCUGGAGGUGAUAGCAUUGGGACUUUGAAUGAUUCAGAGACUAUAAAUGUUAUGGAAGGAUCAGUAAACAUAUUAAGAGAACAACCAACGCAAGAUUCAGCUAAUAUCACCAGAGAUGCUUUUAUUGUUUCUGAAUCUUAUGAUCCUCCAGGUGAAAAAAUACAACCUGAGCCAGAGCCGUCUGGUGAAGGUGAUUACAUGGUGACUGUAACUGAUUCAGAGGCAAUAGACGUUACGGAGGGGCCAAUAAAAUUUUCACGAGGUUCAGUUGAUACCUUCAAUGGCAGCAGAGUCGUCACUGAAACAAGCUUUAAAAGUGAAACACCAAAACGACAUUCAGCUAACAACACCAGAGCCGCUUUAAAUAUUUCUGAGUUUUAUCAUCCUCUAAAUAAAAACAUGGAAUAUGAGCCGAUACCGUUUCAUGAAGAUGAUAGUAAUGGGACCCUGAAUGACUCGGAUGCUGGAAAUGCAACAUAUGCACCAGUAAAACUAUUUCCAGGACCAACUGAAACAAACCGAAGCAGCGAUGCCGUCAUUUCCAACACAAUGAUGAAUAAAACUAUUGAAAAAAGCGAAUCAGCAACUCCUGCUGAAACCUUCAGAGAAGCUUUCAACUUCAAUGACUCCAAGGAUCAGCUACAGAGAAACAAAGAACCUACUUCACCUUCUCAUGACAGCAGUCAGGGGAGAAACACUUUAAACAGCAGUGGAAACAUUGUAGACAAGCCAAUGAAAAGUGAGUCUUCCCAACCUGUCCCAACCUACAAUGACAGCAAUGUUGCGGAAAAUGAGAAAUUUAAAACUGAUUGCCAAAUUAAAGCCAUCAAAUGCUUGAAUAAGUCCACCAAAAUGCAAGACACUUUUGGAGCCUGGAUGUCAGAUGCAUCCCAGCCCGACGAUCGGAUCUGGGUGGCGGAACAUUUUUCAGGUCGUACUUUGCAUGAGUUCAAGAACAUUUCAUCACUUUCGGACACCAAUUACAAAGUUCUAGAUGUUGGGACGUUCUACCAAGGCUGUGGUCAUGUUGUUUAUAAGGGGUCAUUCUACUUCCACAAAGGAGGAACAAACAGCCUUUUAAAGUUUUCCUUGAACACGAAGCAAAUAACCACCCUGCUCAUGCCAAACAGCAGAUAUCAGGGCCUGAAAUAUCUCUUCCACAACUCAAAGACUUAUUUCAAGUUUGCUGUGGAUGAAAAUGGACUGUGGGUCAUCUUUGCCUCGAACACAGAUAACAUAAUAGUGGCAAAGCUCCACCCGAACACUUUCUCUGUGCAGUCCAUGAUUAACACCGCCUACCCUUCAGCUAAGGCAGGAAAUGCCUUCAUCGUGUGCAGGGUGCUGUAUUUCACAGACAACAGAGACAAACGUGUGACAUACGCCUUUGAUUUGGAGACACAGAGUCCUCUGGAUGCAAGUUUUGAUUUAAAGACACAAAAUGGUAUCUUAGCUAUGCUGUCUUAUUAUCCCAACAAAAGACAAUUGCACAUGUGGGACAACAAAAGUGUGAGAACCUGCAGGGUUAAAAUAAAAAACACCUAAAGGGAUUUUACCAGUUUUCUAUUUUUGUAAAAGUGGUUUAAAGAAAAUAUAUAUUGUUUUGUGUUUGUCUGUGUUUUUUUCUCUGUAUUGCAAUAAAUGUGUCUCUCUAAAUAUUGAA